Messenger RNA from Podarcis lilfordi (Lilford's wall lizard), 25236 nucleotides. The record is from the annotation of a GenBank genome assembly. Lineage: Eukaryota; Metazoa; Chordata; Lepidosauria; Squamata; Lacertidae.
AGCAGCCCGCACGCCAGGCCCCCGUCCCCCUCGCCGGCCGCCGCCGCCGCCGCCGCCUCCCUCCUCCACAGCCACCACCACGGCAGCAGCCUGGGCCUCGGCGGCGCCAGCGCCCGGCCGCUCCAACAACACCACCACGGGCCCGGCCCGGACGAAAGGUCCAGUACCCGCCUCUCUCUCUCUCUCUCUCUCUCUCUCUUCUAGCGGGGGAGGGGGCGGGGGGGCACGAGCGGGGGAGGGGAGUGGGCAGCCAGGCGGGGGAGGGCAGCGCAGGUGGCCCCCUCCCGACAUGGCGGGGAGAGGAGCAGCAGGCCCCAGAGGGGGAGCGGGCCCGGCCUUGGUGUGCGCCCCCUCCCGGGCCAAGCCGGGCCACGAGGGACGGGGGGGGGGUGACAGUGUGACAGGCAGAGGGGGAUCCUCCUCCACCCUUCCCUCCCCCACUCCCUCGAGGGCAGGUGGGCAGCGCAGGGUCGCCGUGGGUCUACCUUGGCGCGCGCGCACGUGUGUAUGCUCGCACACGGGGCGCGUGCCUCCUUCCCCCCCCUCCUCCUCUUCCUCCCUCCCUGUGGAGUUCUCUCUUUCAUGUGAUGCAGGGGUUGGGUUGGUAAGUAAUCUCUUUUAUUGAAUAAUUCAAUUUGUACCUUGUUCCUUUCUUUCCCCGCCACAAACAAAAGGCCAGAAGUCAGUAAGCAUUUCGUUUAAGGAAACGGGCAGAACGGUGUCCCUUUCUGUUGGGCUGGUUGGUGCCCCUUCCGUAUGUGACGUUAACUUAGGAAAGUACUCACAAAAGCACACACCAUCCUGGAAAGAAAAAGGAGAUGUUUCGGAUUACUGUAUUUUUUAAAAAAUAGCUCAAGCCCUGCUGUAAGCUUUGCAGGGUGAGUGGCUGCCCCUCGCCCGCCUCCCCCCCAGCCAAGGGCUAUGGAGCUCCAGCUGGGAUGCCACCCAGGCACUGUGUCUGCAGACUCCCUCUUCAUCCGGCUAUCUGGAAAGUGGACACACACUGCGCUUAGUGCAGGUUUGCAAAGUUGUUUCCAAAAAGGAUAAGCAGUUCCAAAGUGUAACAAAUCACAGUGUCCCCAAAGUCAUCAAACACUUCCACCCUCUCCCUCAUUUGGUAAGCAAUAACCAUGUACAGUGUAAGCACCUUAUUAGCAACCCUUCCUGUUUCCAUCGUCCUUUUGUUAACUACAUGUUCUGUGCAAAGUUCAUGUUUGUCCCUCACACAAGACAAGUGAAUCCAAAUGACAGUAACUCUGUGUUGUGUACAUUAGACUCCUUAUCCCAUAACCCAGCGCUUUCCAAAUCCCGCCGCUCCUGUUCUUCAUGUAAAACAAGGCCAUACACUUGGUCCCAUAGCGAGUGCAGUGUUUUGUCCUGUUUAUUCUGAUGAAACGGGAAACGGUCUACGAGGGCCACACACUCGCUUAUGCAAAAUAGCGUUGGCUUGUGCUUUCCUGCACUACCAAAAAAUACUUUUGUACGCAUGUGCUAGAAAACAUCUACAAAACAAGGAAACUACUAAGUUGUCCACUAAAGAACAGUAUGAAAUUUCUGCUUGGGGUGACAAUAAUUAUAAUAGUAGCAAUUUAUUACUUGUACCCUGACCAUCUGAGUCGCCCCAGACACUGGGCAGCAAAUGAUAGUUUAAAAGCAAAUUUCAUAGUGAAGUGUUAAGUUUAGAGAUUUUUAAAAAAAUCACCUUAGCUUGCAAUGCUAAGCUCCCUGAUUCUGAUUGGCGGGUAGGCUGGUAGAUAGGCUGCCUCUUCCCCAACCUUCAUUGGAGGAGAGGAGGUAGAAGAUCUACCUGAAGGAGCGUCUCCAUCUCCAUCCUCCAGCCCGGACACUGGGGUCCAGCUCCAAGUUCCCUUCAAGGUGUGAAGCUACAGUGAGCCAGGCAGAGGGUCUUGUUGGUAGUGGCGCCCUCUCUGUGGAAUGCCCUCCCAUCACGUCAAACAGAUAAACAAUUAUAGGACUUUCUGAAGGCAGCCCUGUUCAGGAAAGUUUUUAAUGGUUCAUCUUUUAUUGUGUUUUUAAUAUUUUGUUGGGAGCUGCCCAGAGUGGCUGGGGCAACCCAGUCAGAUGGGCGGAAUAAUAGUAGUAAUAAUAAUAAUAAUAAAUAGUAGUAGUUAUUAUUGGGCAGAAAGCUACUGCCAGCAAAGGCCUGAAAAGGAGGGUGUUUGGGGAAAGGGGUGUUGGCAGCUUUGGAUGCAAAGCACUGAGGACCCUGAACCAUUAGGCCUCAACUACCUGUACCUGGCACUGCAAAAUGGUCUCUCCCACCCCUUUCUGCCCUGACCACCUCAAGCAGGCAGGGCCUGGGAUAUGUCCCUAGACCCACCCCUCUCUGGUCGGAUUCAUCUGCUGCUAGUGCUGCAGUCACUCACCCCUUUUCUCUUCGUGCCCCGGCUCUUGCUGCGUGGUUUGACAGUAUUCACUCAGCGACAUUGGUGGCAGAGAUACCACUGCUGUUGGUCUGGUUGAAAUUUCCUAGUCAAACUAACAGGAGAAAAGGGUUCCUUUCUCCAUCACUGGUCCACCUCUGGUGGUCAAAAUACGUUAGGUGGUUUAUCCGCAUGUUGGUAGCUCUGGCAGGGACCUUAAAGCACGAAUUCGGACAGUAACUGUUACAAAAGCCCACCUUUCCGCCAAUUAAAAGCUUGAGCCAUUUUAUUUCUACUUGUGACUGAUCAAGCUUGCAAGCUCUGAGGUGGGCUGAGCUUAGGCCUGCUGACCGUGUCCUGGGCAGCCUGAAUCCAUGUUCAGGGAGUUUGCGGUGGCUGAAUGAGGCAGCCAAGGCUUGGCCUGAUGUGUUACCAAGAGUUGUGCUACCAGGUCAACAGACCUGCUUCAACUUUGAACAUGGAUUAUUAUCUCCCUGCUGUGACUUUAUAUUCCUCAAUUCGUAAGAAUUUACGUGGCACUUCUGAGUUAAGUGCAUUAUUUCAGCACUGCCAAAAUAAGCCAUUGUUGAGGCAGGUCUGGCAGUGCUUUGUAAGAUCUGCUGGAUUUUUACAUUCUUCCUAUUGACAAAAUUAGGCUGGGAGUCGGAGGGAGAAAGACGGAAUAAGGAUGUGCACACUUGGAAAGUACGAAGUCCUGGGCGCUGAUCCUCUUGCCGUUUUGCUUGAUGUUAAGUGGGAAGGGAUUAAAAUACAAGCUCCGUAUCAGCAUUUUAUGCUGGUUACAGUCAACACAUUUUUAAGGGAAGUGUUCUUGUGCCGUUAGUAGUUGGAUGGAAAGGGGGAACUUUUGCGGAUAAGAGUUUCUUCUCCUGCCACUGAGGACACCUGCUGAAUUUCUGCUUCUCUCCCAUUGUUGGCAACGUAGGAGGCUGCCCCCUGUUGAAACUCAUGGGCAUUCUUGGGUGAAUGACGUCAGCUUAGAAUGCCGUGAGUCAACAGUGACCAGCAAGGAAGAUGGGGGAGGAAACGUCGCUAAUUUCCAUUACAGAGCUAGAUUGUAUAUUAACUUCUUUGUGAAAUGACCUUUUGAAUUAAAUAUUUGGCAGGUGGAUAUAGCGCUUCAGGCAACCAAGAGUGACUCGCAGAGUAGUUAGUGGUGGCGGCUUUUUACUGUCUUCUGAGAUGUUUUUGCCCAGGGAACCUUGAAAGCGGUUUUGGUAGUAGGAGCAAAAGGUGGCCAAUUCCUUCGGAAGAAGGUGUCCUACCUUCCUCCAUGGCGGCCUCUCUUGACGAAGGGAUCUUUUAAUAGCCAGCUCUGCGGGUUCCACUCUCCUCUGGGAUAUGCCCUUGCGCUUCGUUUGGCUCAUCAGUCCAUAGCACCUGGUUCUGCUGCAGGCUCUUGUUUUGAAAGGUGCAGAAAUGAUAUUGGGCUGAAAGCCGUGCUUUUGGGCAGGUUGAGGUCAUUGAAAUAAUUCCAAAAUGUUUAAGUCUCAUCUCUCCCCACUCCCUAGCUGGAGGGUGGGUUUUUCAGAGAGGUCCAAGUUAGCUGCCUGCCUGAAUUAAAGACGUAGUUUGUCUUGCUCUCCUUUGAAAAUACAGUUAUCUCUAGCUUUAAGGAACUGGCGUUAGGAAAUCCUCCACAAGAGUUUCCGGUGUCUUCACCCUGCAGUGUAUGCUGCUAAACCAGUAAAGGAACUCCCACUCCUGCAGGGUUGAGGUUAAGAGUCAUGCCCUAGAUUAUGAGUGUGUACUUAGGGGUAGGUUCCACUCCUGCCAAAUCCCAUAGGGCCGACUCCCACCCCAAGGCGUGUGCGUUGUCGCACCGAUGACAGGUCCCAUUUCGUUUUGGGAGAACUAAGCUCCAAGUGUUUGCCUUAUUCCAGAUUUCUUAGUGAGCUCCUUCAUAGCAUUUCCCCGGCAUUCCGAGUUCAUACUUUGGGUGAAGGAAGAAGAAGAAGAGUUUGGAUUUGAUAUCCCGCCUUUCACUCCCCUUCAGGAGUCUCAAAGCAGCUAACAUUCUCCUUUCCCUUCCUCCCCCACAACAAACACUCUGUGAGGUGAGUGGGGCUGAGAGACUUCAGAGAAGUGUGACUGGCCCAAGGUCACCCAGCAGCUGCAGGUGGAGGAGCGGAGACGCGAACCCGGUUCUCCAGAUUACGUGACUACCGCUCUUAACCACUACACCACAUUGUUUCAAUCCCCAACUGCAUCUCCAAGCAGGGCUGGGAGCAGCCCCGGUCUGAAACCCCAGAGAGCUGUUGCUAGUCAGUGUGGGCAAUACAGAGAGAGAGAGAGACCACUGGUUUCACUUGGUGGAAGGGAGAUGCUCAGAAGAUUCAUUAAGGUUUUGUAUAAUAAUGCCAGAGAAUGGCGUUUUGCCUGCUGCAGAAAGUGCAUUUAUACUCUAGUGGGCAGGGACUCGCGUUCCACCUGCUGACUAGAGUUCCCCGUGGCUGGUUAGAUUUCCUUAAAAUGUCAUUGGCCAAGAGUUUUUUGUUGUUGUGGAGUUCCUCACUCCAGGAAACAUCCUGGCUUUUCUGAAUUCAUAGUUACAGCACCCCAGCUCCUCCCCAGUUUUGCUUUCACAGAAAUCAUUCACUGGGUAAUUACAGUUUGGUGUUCUUUCCAACACCUUCUUCUGCUCCAGUGUGUGAAAUCUCAGGCCUUUGCUGUGGACCUGCAGCCGGCACAGAUUUUAGCUGAUGUUGUAGAAGGCUUCCAUAGUUGCAGCUAAGUUCUACUCAACAAUAAAUCCUUCCAAAUUAAUGAACCCAAGUUACACCCAUUAUCGUUAUGGCUGAUGUUGGGUCCAACUGUGUUCCCUUGAAGUAGACUCAUUAAAAUUAAAAAACUUGUUAGUUUGCUGGUUUCAGUGGGCCUACUCUGAGCAUGAGUAAAGUUGAGUACAACCCUGGGUUUCAGCAGUCUCCUAGGUAAGCAGCAGUGCUAGAAAUUAUCCAGGCGCUUUUUGCGACAAGCACGGGUCCAACUGUGACCACGUGGAGAUCUCUGGCUGCCAGGUGGGCGACUGACAGCUCCGUCUGGCUGGCCCCUCCACCUUUCUUAAGCAGGUCAGGAGCAGAGCUUAUUUGCUGCAUUUAUAUCCCACCUCUUUCUCCAAAGAGGACAUGGUGAAGUAGGUGGAGGCUGUGGCUGCCCAUAGGUCACCCAGUGGGGAUUUGAACCCUGAUCUCCCAGGUCCUAUACCACACUGGCUUCCUACAGUCCUCAUGUUAUGGGACAGCUAUAUAAAUAAAUAUAGGGCAAGCAAAAUGUCAUUUAGAAAAGGAUCUGAAAUAUUUUUCUUGAAGCUUGAAUACGUAUGUUUUUUCUGGAUUGUUCUAUUUGAUUUUAAUGUGUUGUAAACUGCUUUGCUAUUUUUUCUUUAGAUUAUAAAGUGGUAUAGAAAUGAAAUGAAAUAAUAACAACAAACUCAAUUGGAGGGGUGUGCCUAGACAUACCAUUGUGGCAACCAUAACCUAGAUUCAAGGUGCCAUUGGCAAUCGGCUCAUAUAGCUGAGUGUCUAACGCUGGUAAGCAGGUCAGGGGAACGAUAUCAACCCUAUUUCAUUUUAACAUUGUGUUUGUUCAAUCCAAAGUUUAGAGACUAAGGUGGUUUUUCCGUGGCUUUCCCAUUUCCCACCAUCAGGGGGCAGCAGAGACACUGGCCUUGAUUUUUGACCAGAAAAGGUCUUACUAUAUCUAUUAAGUUUCAGACACAAAGUAAGAAGGCAGAAACCAUUCUCAUAUAGAGAACUAACAUGCUUCAGUUGCAGUAAUUAAAUAAGAGCUUGAUAUUUCUGUAAACGGUCCAGUAAAGCAGAACCACAUACCACUUGCUCUGAGGCCCUUCUGUCCUGCAGUGCUUCUGUUCCUUAAUCAACUUAGAAUAUUCUCCUAAAAUUACCUUUCUGCCUCAUUGCCUUGACAGUGUGGCUUCUCUCUUUACGUCUGUGCGCUGGAUCCCUGUCAGGUUUCAUUCAAGGUUACAUGUCAGGCUCAGUGGCUUCCCUUUUGUUUCCAUCCGGUCUUUUCUUCACGCUCAUCGCCUGCUGCCCUCCUUCGGCACCUGUUCCCCCUCCCACUUUCCUGUUCUGUGCCAGGCAUCUCCCUGUAUAUAUGCCUGGAGGAGCCCCCCAUGCCCCCCGUGGGCCUGUUGAACCCAGCUCCUUCUCUUGGCCUCUGAGAGGUGACCUUUGUCGUGCUGGUCUCUGCCAUUACGCAGCCUUCUCCUGCCAUGGCUUCUUUCCUCAGCCUGGUAUUCUUUCUCUGUCUUUUCUCUGGCAGAUGUGAUCUUUUCAAGCACGGUGCCUUUGCCGUGCCUGGGUUUUGUACUGUUGGCACCAGACACCCGCAGAAGCAUGAGCACCCUGGACUUUCCAGGAGAAGCCUCUGUGCUGUUCUGAUCCAGGCCUUGGAAGGGUCUGUUGUCUCCUGCAGGAGGCUCUGGUCACGUGAUCUGUGAGGUCACACAGGGCGACUGUGAUGUAAUACUUUGCAUGAAGCUCAGCAUUCUGCUGCAGAGGUAGCAAAGGGACUGGCUCCCGAGGAAAGUCCCCAAGAGCUGUGGUGGGCCAGUCACAAGGCUAGCGUUUUCCCCAGUGUCAACUUGAUUCUCUGAAAGCCCUAUAGCCACAUGGCAACCACGCUGCUUUGCCCUAUAGCCACAGUGAACACGUAUGGCAAGCUCUACUAUGAAGUUGACAGAGCCCUGUAGCUUUUAGUAAUAAUUACUUUACUCAGAGUUGCUGAUUAAUAGCUUUUCACACAGCAUGAAGCCACCAAGUUUUAGAUCAUUUUGACUGCCAGAAUAAGGCUACAAUCCUAACCACACUUACUAGGGAGUAAGCCCCAUUAAACACAGUAGGACUUACUUCUGGGUAAAUAUGCAUGGGAUUGCACAUGUAUCUUGCAUGCUGAAGCCCUAAAGGCGUUUUCUGUUACCAGACUAAGCAUGGUCAAGGCGAAAGCUGUGUAUUUAUGCCCAGGUGGAAGAGGUUUAGGUGAAGGGAUCAGUGCUGCCAUUGGAAAGUGGAUGGCAGAGAUGAAGUCCAGCUGCCCUAAAAAGGCUGUGACUUCCCUUCUGUGCCCCCCCCACAACUUUAGGCUGUCUAAACCCCCUCUCUCCCAAGCAUUCAUUUGUAGGGAUGUGAGGUAUUGGAUGCCGUUUUUCUUCGAAGUUAUUUUGAGAGUUGGAACAGUCAUAACUAGUAAAUUGCAGUGCCAGAUUUGGCUCUGUUUAGGUCUUGGAAGCCCCUCUUGCACAUGCUUCCAGUUGUGGAAGAGCUGCAAAUAAUUCUGAAGGUUGCUGCCAGCUUUAAACUGUUCCCUGUCUGAGAUGCAAACACUCAGCCUGGAGGUGGUGGCGCUGCCCAGGCUUUGCCCUGGCUGGCCACACACCACAGUCAGCACCGCACCACGGUGUCCUGCUUACAGAGAGGAGGAGGCACCUGAGUUGCGUGCAGGGCCGUGUCAGCUGGCUGGCAGGCAGGCUCUGGGGAGAAAGUCAGUAGUUUCUGUAGCAGCGGCGGCAGCCCGGCUUCCACCAUGUGUGCUGCAGAGGCAAUUUGACUAGCAGCAGACUUUGAGUGUGAGGUGGAGGAAGAGAGGGAUUCACUGAGGUGAGGCAUGAAUAUACCUGAUGAGCAGGCAACCCUCACCCCCCUCUCUUCCCCCACCGCCCCCUGAGAUCAGGAGAACAAUCCUGCUUGCUGUACUCAGGUAGCACCAGUAGCUCCCUGCAAGUAAUGCUGGCUCACGCCAGAAAGGGUGUGAGCUUGUCUCCCCCGGCAGCUCUUCCUUUCGUGAAACACAUCGCUUCCUUGAGUGCCUGCUGUUUCUUAAUCCUGGAAGUCAGAUAAACCACAUCCUUUACCUAUUGCCUUCAGUUUACAAGCACAGAACAUGGACUAGCAUAAUAUAGGCAAACUGAGGUGGUUCUUUAUUUGAAAUACAAAUGUAGUGAGUAUUCUAGUUUUAAGUGCAUGUGAAGUUUGUGAGUCCAACAUUCCAGCAGAAAAGUGGGCAUGGUUGCGAUUUCCACAUCUGACGGUCUACACUGAUAUGGGCUUCUUUUCUUAAAUGAGGAUUACGUCCAUUAAAAAUGCCAUAUGGUUAGCCGGCCCCAUUGCCAGCUUUGUAUCUUGGUCUAUCAUUUACUGUAUGUCCUUGGGUCUCACUGUUGUGCUUGGCUCAUGGAUACUGACGGAAGCAGCUAAACCGUUUGUGGCCUGGAGAGUGCCAGCCUAGAAGUUUUGCUUUCGUAGUGACUGGCCGGCCUGGUGCCUGCAGGGCUUCUGCCAUAGUGAUGGGCUACUGGUGGUGGUGCUUGGAGUGGUGGUCUUCAGAGCACCCGCUGACCUUUCCCCACUGCUGGUGUCUCCACAAACCACAGUAGGCAGCCAAGACAAAAUAAAAGCCUGUGUGUCAUUCCAAGUAGGAGACGAGCCCCUUUAAAUGGCUGUUGAAGGGCCCAAGCAGAUGUUCAGGAGAUGUUGGUUUCACUUUAGAAAUAAGAUUCCCACUCAGGAAUUUGGUCGCAUGUAAGGAAAGCUUACAAGCUGUUGUGGCAGAGGGAUGGUGAGCACGACAUAUCAGCUGAAUCCUCGGUUCUCAGCUCACACUGCGUCUCGCCGCCACGCCGCCUUGGGUCAGCCCAUUAUCAUCACCCUCCUAGCUGUAUUAUGGAGGUGAUAAAAAUGGCAAACCUUUUUUAGUAAACACUUAAUUUAUGAAAUGAAAGCAUGUCAUGCAUGAACUCUUUUGAGCAGUUUUGGGGACUUGCUUUAGAAAUACGUGCGUUAUUUAUCCUUUCAGCCUUGCAGAAGAGUGCAGGGUUCCUCAGCAAUUGGUUCUCUGGCUUUGGAAUGGGGAUGGAAGUUGUAGUGACUUUUGUCUUUGGAUGGGAAGAAGUGGCACUUCAGCUCUGGGCUUUCUCAGCUCUUCUUGCGUUGCCACUUUGCUGUAUUCUUGGGCUGGGGAGGAGUAAAUGGGUUACCUUGCAGUGGCAGUGUAAAAAGGCAACACUUCAUUUUUGUGAAGCAGUUCACAAAAGCAGUUUGUGAAUAGCAAUGUCUCCUGCUUUUAUUUAACUCUGAGGUUUCCAGUCACAAAUGUGUUUGCGUAGUCAGAUACGUAGCCAGCCACUUGAUGGUUGCUUUUGCUGGUUUGUGCAUGCAUGUGUGUGUUUCUAUCCUCUCCCGGAAUAUAGUCUUAGGGCUGGAGCUGCAUUCAUUUUUGCACAUACUCUGCAGAAUAAGGACCUGUUCUGGGGGAAGCAGGACUGGUUUGUUCUUUUCCAAUGCACUGAUCAGGCCUGUGACCUUUGACAGGCAAGCGACAUGCUAUUUAGCACAGUUUUCUGCUUUGAAACACACCUCUGUCACCUGCCUUGCUCCUUCCAUCCAAAUGAUUCUGGUUGUGUGUCUUUACAGGGAGGAUGGGGAGCUGGAAGAAGGGGAGCUGGAAGAUGAUGGGGGCGAGGAGCCGCAUGAUGCUUCAGAGUCCCGAGAGAAGAGUCGGAAGGACAAAAACGAGAAGCAUCAUAGUGACUCGGAUGAAGAGAAGACUCACCGGAGGAAAAGGAAGCGUCGGAAAGAGCGUGAGAAAGAGAAGCGGAGGUCCAAAAAGAAAAGGAAAUCGAAGCACAAGGUGGGUGAGGCCAGGCAAGCUUCAAGAAUAUCAGUUUCAGACCCCUCCUCAACCUUUCCUUUGAUGUUUGCCCUGGUCUGGGGUCAGAGAGCUGGGGACGUAAAGGGGAUGCCAAGCACAGACUGUCACCUGCAUUUCUUAACAAGGAUCUUGGUGGGCCCAGAGCCUGCUGUGCCAAUGGCAUGCUGGUCUUCAAAAGCAUGAGGGGGCCACACAACUGCAUGAAUGAGAUGAGAAGUGAUGAACUAGAAUCAAAGGUGGCAGAAAUGUUUGGAGGCUAGAAGAGAUCACUCUUGAUUAAAAGCAACUGCUUCUAAGGUGAACAGAUGAUACGAGGAACCAAAAACAGUUAGACUUGCAUGUAGAAAUACCAAAGUAUCUGAAAAAUCAUGUAACCUAGAGUGCAUGUGCUGGAAGCCCAAUUUCAAGUUGCAUUUGAUGCCUUUGGAAACUGCCUGCUUGCUCCAGGCAAGCAGUAUCUUCCAUCUAUCUAUCUAUCUAUCUAUCUAUCUGUCUAUCAUCUAUCUAUUUUCAACUGCUACCCAUUAGCCAGAGCUUUCAAAUCUCUAAAAACCAAGGAGGGUCAUUGGCCUAUCAGGUUUAUAAUCUAAAAAGACACAACAGAAAAGAUAAAGGGGUUGGGAGGGAGGAGGAAAUAAGCAAUCUAAUGGCCAGCUGGCAUGAAAAAGUUAAUGGAGAGGAGGCACAAAAAGUUGCUUGUCUCUCUGUUGUGCCGAUGUGGUGUCCCUGCUGCCCUUGUCUUCUGUUGGCUGUUACAGCCUGAUGUAGUGACUGCUGCUUCAUAAAUAGUUGGAAUUCCCACCUGUGUAGAGAAGUCUGUGCUGAAAACAUUAAAGCUCCUUUUAAGCAGUAGCCAGAGCCGGGUGAAAAAAAAGUACAAUCUGGGGAGCAGCCAGUAACAGCCUUGCCCUCCUUUGCAGCGCCAUGCCUCUUCAAGUGACGAUUUCUCAGACUACAGUGAGGACUCAGACUUCAGCCCUGGCGAGAAGGGGCAUCGGAAGUACAGGGAGUACAGCCCUCUCUACUCCUCCUCCGUAAGUGCAUUUGGAAGUUCACCGGGAAUCAGGCUGGGGUCUCAGUCCCACCCUGCGGUUAGGCAAAGGCUCCCACGCAACAGGGGCCAGCGGGAUUUGUGGCAGAACUGGCAGGUGGCAGUGGAGGCCUCUGUGCCAGAGGGGAAAGCAGGCAGCUGGGUGUCUGCUCCCGGAAAGGGUGGUUUGGAGGAGAGCCUCCCCCAAUGUGGUGCCCUCCGUACUUUUUGGACUACAGUUCAGCCUCAGCCAGCAUGGCCAGUGAUCAGGGAGGGCCCUCUGGAGAGGCUGGUUUAGAAGAUGCAUAAGGAGCCCAUUUGUACCUCAAGACCCUAUACACCUGAGGACCAGGUUAUGAGAGAGACCGCCUUAUUCCUGCGGCCUACUGGAGAGUUUCUCCUGCAAGUCCCCAGGAUCUCAGCAGCCCUCCUCCACAGGAACUCAGGCCAGGGUUUUUGGUGUGGCUGCCCCUGCGGUGUGGAGCAGCAUUUCUUUCAAGAGACAGGUGGCUUUCCCAGUUGACUCAAUGUGUUUUUGCCAGGAGUGCCUAUGGCACCCUGUUUCCAGUACAUUUGCUGUUUUCAUUGUACGUCUCCUUGAGAUGAUGGCUGAUGGUGAUCAGCUUGUUAUGCCUGGUAAUAACUCUGUGUGCGUUCACUUCCAGUCUCAUCAGCAGUAUUCGUCAUCUCACAGCGCCCCCAAAAAGGGAUAUUCCAAAAUGGAAAGCAAGAACUACCCCAUGUACGAGGAAUAUGAGAACGAGGGCUAUUGUGACUAUGAGGGAGAGGAUGACGAGGACAUGGGCAAAGAAGACUAUGAUGACUUCGCAAAGGAGCUGAACCAAUACCGGAGGGCCAAGGAGGGGUCGCACAGGGGGAGAGGUACACACCUGCCUGUGCUUAGCCCUCAUUCCAGAUGCUGGGAAAGUGUUUGCUCCCCAGUACAAAAGUGACGCCCAUCGUGAAAGUUAGUCAGCAUUCAAAGGGAUUAAACUUGCCUUUUUAAAAGGCGCUUCAGGCUCAGUGCAGAUUUUUGUUCUGGGUUCAAACUCAGAAAACAGGGUUGCGUUCCUGCCUGCUUUUUGUCACCAGAGAGGAGUUGAACUGUCCCUGCCUGUUGGGCUCCCUUGAGGCCAGCUGCAUGUUUUGAGUCAGAUUGACUUUGGUACCGAAGGUGCGUUAGCUCCUUGGUUAUGCAGCAUCCUCCCCUGGGGCUGAGGUCCCUUGCCACAACAUGGCUGCUUUCCUUUCCUUUGAGAUCUUAGUCAUAGAAAGGCAAGACACCAUAUUCCCCACCCCCCCACCCCUGGUGUGUUGUGUCCUCUGGUCCACAGAAUCAUGGAGGCAGGGCUGUGCGCCAUUGCAUGGGGAUUUUGCUGUUCCUGAUAGACAGAUGCAAAACGCUCUGCUGUCCCAGCUUACAGGGAGCCUUGGCAGGAAGCUGGAAGCAGCGUCUCUUUGUGCCCCAGAGUCUGAUCCGUUUUUGUUUUGUUUGUCUUGUGCCCAUAGGGGGUCGUGGCCGAGGCCGAGGCUACCGUGGUCGUGGAAGAGGCGGGAUGCGUGGGCGAGGCAUGGGCAGAGGCAACCGUGGCAGGGGAAGAGGAGAGCAUGCGGAGGAGGAGGAGGAGGAAAUGUAUGAAGAGGAAAUGGAGGUGAGCUGGCACGGUUGGCACUCGCAGCCAGCCCAGCUUCGGCAUCUUGUGUGGCAUGUAAUCAAAACAUACACAACUGUAUACAAUGGAAGUAUAACACAUACUGAAUGUCCCAACGCAAUUGGCAUCAUGACCCAAAAUAAUAUCCGCUUGAGGCCUCUGUGUACAGUGGCAGAGGACUUGAAAAAAACAUAUAUGUAAUCUUGCAAAUUGCUUUUCAAUAUAACCGAGAGUUCAGUAGUUUGACUAUGUAGUGAAUCUUCUAGAUAAGAUGAAGGACUCCGGCCGAGGAGAUGCCUGGGCAGUGUCCUCAUUUCGCAUGUCAUCUUCCAGUCGGUUCAGACACAUUGCUAAAUAAUACAUGUCAUGCUGUUAUUACAAUGUACAUUGCGACUGUACAUUGCAUGGACAUUAUUUUGUCCAAUUGCAUAAUAUCAAUUCCACCGGGACAUUCAGUUCGUGUUACACUUUCAUUAUAUACACAGCUGUGUUUGUUUUGGUUAGAUUCUAUUCUCUGUAUUCCUUCAUUGUUGGAUACUCCUUGUGUGGCAUUUCAUGAGCUAAACCCCACUUUGCUGAUUUCUUCUCUUUCUGAAUGCCAGUACUGCGAAGGAGAAGAGCCUGCAGGGGGAGAUGAGUAUGACGACUAUUCCAAAGAGCUGAACCAGUAUCGCAGGAGCAAGGAAGGAAGGGGAAGAGGUAGGUAGGCCGGGGGUCUUGCGGUUGGCCAAGACUGCAGUUACCCCUCUGGCCGGCAGGCUGGAGCCCUCACAGGCCUCUCUUUCCCUUUCGUUUGCGCUGGCACUGUGUGAUCCAGUUGCCUGUGUGGACUUGAAGUGAUGGUGUGUCAUCUGUUGCCAUUUAAGACAAUGUUGUUGCUUGACUUGUUCCAGGCUUAGGUCGUGGCCGAGGCCGUGGCUCCCGAGGGCGAGGAGGCAAGGGGAUGGGCCGAGGAAGAGGCCGGGGGAGAGGAGGCAUGGGCAAAGGAGGGGGGAUGAAUGAAGAGGACGACUACUACGAUGACGACAUGGGGGUGAGCGACUUCCCCGACCCACGUUCCUUAAGCCUUCCCCUACAGUUUGUGUGCCUGGAUUAGGCCCCUUCUGCUUCCAUGGGGCCAAAGCCUGAUUGGUCGAGAUGCAGUUGCAAUCAAAAUUACUCAACCACCAUUGCAAAUCAAGUUUACAGUGGAACCUCGGUUUUCGAACAUAACCCGUUCUGGAAGACAGUUUGACUUCUGAAACAUUCGAAAACCAAGGAUCAAUGAGCGGUUGGCAGAAUCCAUUGAAAAAAUUGAGAAAUGCGCCUUGGAAGCCGUAUGACUUCCAAGGCAUGUUCGAAAACGGAAGCAAUUACUUCCGGGUUUUCUGCGUUCUGGUUCCAAAUUGUUCAGCUUCUGAGACGUUCGAAAACCGAGGUUCCACUGUAUUAUCAAAAUUUGCAGACUUUCAGCUGUUUGCAAUGAGCAAAUCAAACAAAAUCAAUUGAAAUAGCUCAGUGCAGCAGAUGCUCCAUGGUUCCCCAAAUUCAGCUGAAAUUGCAACUUAUACUGGCUUCUCCAGUCUCACUAUUAUUCAGCCCCCUGUAUAGAACCCCUCACAGCAACACAAAUACAGCAGGUGUUGUCUCAAGCGCACCUGGUACAACUGAUCAAGGGCUCCACUAGUUGCACUAGGUGUGCUUGAACACAUGGAAUACCUGAGCGGACUAGGGGGUUGCAGAGUGUCAAAUUUGGCUGCAUGGUAGGAAUAUGGCUAAGUUAGGAGAAUGGUCCAAGAAGGUAAGAGAAGAGAACAUCGCCCUUCACAAACAAGGAGCAGGAUACAAAAAGAUAGCAAAGGCACUGCAUGUUCCUAGAGAAACUGUUGGCAGCAUAGUUUGCAAGUUCAGAGUUAAAGGAACAGUGGUUACACAACCUGGGUGGGGCAGAAAAAGGAAGCUGUUUGCAGCAGCAGCCAGACUUCUGAGAAGGCAGGCUGGGGAAAACCCAACAAAAUUGUUGCAGCAAGACUGGGUGGCAGCAGGCAAUAUUUACAGAUUGUUUUGUUCUAAAAUUAUGUAAGCUACUUUCGGAGGCUUUGCAUGAAUAACAUUGGUAAAUAAAGUGUCUUGUGAUUGCCAUAGGAUGGAGGCGGAGGCGGGAAUUAUCGGCGGAACGACCACGAUAAAUCUCACCAGCAAUCAGAUAAGAAAGGAAAAGUCAUCUGCAAAUAUUUUGUGGAGGGAAGAUGCACCUGGGUAAGUGUUCAGGACCAGCUUUCAUUCCUGGCUGCCUGAUGAUGUGGUGACCACGCACUGGGUCUGCAGGCAUAUGCGCCAUCGGAGUCUGUUGCAGCAAAAACAGCAAGGUGUCUGUCUGGUGGCACCUUAAAGGCUCAUGGACUUGUUAUGGCAUAAGCUUUCUUGUACUAGAAUCCACUUGCAUCAGAGGCUUGUACAGUACAGUGGUACCUUGGUUCUAAAACUUAAUCCGUUCCGGACGUCCGGUCAAAACCAAGGCGUGCUUUCCCAUAGAAAGUAAUGCUAAAUGGAUUAAUCUGUUCCAGACUUUUAAAAACAACCCCUAAAACAAUUUAACAUGAGUUUUACUAUCUAACGAGACCAUUGAUCCAUAAAAUCGAAGUAAUAAACAACAACAACAACAACAAUAAUAAUAAAUUUUAUUUAUAUUCCGCCCUCCCCUGCCGAAGCCGGGCUCAGGGCGGCUAACAACAAUCAAAUAAUCAAACAAUCAAAUAAUCCAACAUUCUAAAAACAUUUCAUUAUAAAAAUUAAUUAAAAUCAAAUUAAUGGCAACCGUUGAGCAAAAUUCUGUGCAGGUUGCCAGAGGAGGGAGUCAGGCUGGGCCCUGACCAAAGGCCUGGUGGAACAUCUCUGUCUUGCAGGCCUUGCGGAAAGAUGUCAGGUCCCGCAGGGCCCUAGUCUCUUGUGACAGAGCGUUCCACCAGAUUGGAGCCGCAGCCGAGAAAGCCCUGGCUCUAGUUGAGGCCAGCCUAACCUCUCUGAGGCCUGGGACCUUCAGGAUGUUUUUAUUUGCAGACCGUAGGUUCCUCUGUGGGGCAUACCAGGAGGAGCAGCAGAUAAUAAUAAUAAUAAUAAUAAUAAUAAUAAUAAUUUUAUUUAUACCCUGCCCUCCCCAGCCAAGACUGGGCUCAGGGUGGCUAACACCAGGUAUAAAAAAAUUGAUUAAAAUACAACUUAAAAACAAGAUUAAAAUACAACAUUAAAAUGCAGCCUCAUUUCAGUAGAAACUCAAAUCAAAAACUUUUUGGGGAUGGAAAUGUCAAGUCUUCACCAAGGCCAACUAUCCAUUCUGGUCCUACGUGGGCCAGAAAAAAGCCAGGGAAGUCCCCAAACAGGAGUUCCAUCACAGAAGGAAAAAGGAAAGAGGGAGAGGGGAUCAAGUUGAUUCCAAGCCAAAGGCCAGGCAGAACAGCUCUGUCUUACAGGCCCUGGGGAAAGAAAUCCGAUCCCGCAGGUGAGGUGAGGGGCCUGCUGUGCUCCCCUUGGCCUUCACCAGUGCUUCAUUUGGGGGCUCAUGGCUGAUGGAGGCCCUUUCUAUGUAAUGCAUACUUGGCCUGUGUGGAGGACGCAGUGGCUACCUCUUGAAGGAGGGAUCAUUGUUUCACCACUAUUAUGUUUUGUGUGUUUAUUAAUGUGCUGCCCUUCACAAGAUCUCAGUGUGGCUCUACAUGUAGGAAUGCAAUAAAACAGCUGAAAAACAAGCAACCAGAGAGUUAAAUUAUGCGCCAUUCCCCAUCGCCAGAGUCAGACCUGGGUGUGGCCCCAUUGCACGUGACUGAAGGUCUACAAGGCAUAUGGCUGGUUGCAUAGGGAGGGCAGCAGUGGGCAUCUGUUGCUCUCUAGAAUUUGCUGGACUCUGGUUCCCAUCAGCCCCGUCCAGCACAGUCGGUGGCCAGGGAUGGUGGGAGUUUUAGUCCAACAGUACCUGGAGGGCCAUGGGUCCCUGAACUCUGCUGUAGGGGAAGAGAUCACCUUGGGCUCUCCAUUGACUUGGAGCGUAUUAGAUUUCACCUCUUUUGCAGGCAUAAUGUUACACCGCUAGAUGCCAGCUAAGUCUCGCUUCUGUCUUGCUGUACCACCAGCUCUGCCCAUUUUGGCCUCCGUGCCAGCAGUUUGCUGCUGAUGUCACAACAGCACCUGCCCUUCCAGGGUCCGUCACAAAGACCUUGAGUGCUGAGCCUGUCCUUGUAACUUGGGAAGGUGUUCAUGGUUGUACGUUACUCCUGUUGCUGUUCUUUCCAAAUGAGAAGUUCUUCUUUUUCCCUCAUUGUCUGAUUGUGUGAAGAGGUGGCUCAUCUCACCUCUGGAGUUGAUUGAGGUGGGGAGUGUUUCCAGGGAUGAACUGCCAAACAUCCUUUGUGCUCAGGUGUCACACUCUGCAAAAGUCAGCUCUUUCACCUUCUGCUUUUUCCUGGCAGGGCGAACACUGCAACUUCAGCCAUGACAUUGAGCUGCCAAAGAAGCGGGAACUGUGCAAGUUUUACAUCACUGGCUACUGCGCCAGAGCUGAAAACUGUCCCUACAUGCACGAUAUCCUUUCUGGUUGCUUCCACGCCGGGGUUUCUUAGAUUUGCCUCUGAGUCUUGCAUUUUUAGAGGAAAGCUAAUAUCAAAGGGUAGGUGGGGAGGUUUAAUCUGACUCUCCAUACUGUGGACAACGGCUGAGCUUCAAUCAAAGUUUUUGAGCUGGGCCAGGGUUGCUCUAGGGAGAUCAGCCCCACUUCCUGGGUGUGAGAACCCUGAGUCCGGGGGUGGGCCUGCUGCAAGCCGAAGCCCGGCCUGGGGUGCGUUAGUUCUCCUGUGCCUUUGCCCUUGGCAUGAUUUACUUUCUUUAAUGCCUCGCACGGGACUUCCCUUGCAAGCUGUUCCACACGACUGGGAACUGCAUCAAUGGAGACGACUGCAUGUUCUCCCACGAACCUCUCACAGACGAGACGCGGGAGCUUCUGGAUAAGGUGAGUGGGCCGGGGGGCUGCUGAGAUUUGCUUCCGGUCAUGGAAGCCCUUUGCCGAGGGCAGUGCCUUCUCCUUAGCAGUUGUGGGGAGCAGGGAUGGUUCGGGAGCCAUGCAGUCGGCGUGUGGGGAUAACGGGAGACGACUCCUGCCUUACCACCCAAGGCGGCCCCUGCCUUCUUCGCCCACGGCCUUGUUUCGCUUGCCCCUUAGAUGUUGGCGGACGAUGCUGAGGCCGGAGCGGAAGACGAGAAGGAAGUGGAGGAGCUGAAGAAGCAAGGCAUCAACCCCUUGCCCAAGCCGCCCCCCGGGGUAGGACUGCUGCCCACCCCCCCUCGGCCGCCAGGGCCGCCAGCUCCAACGUCGCCCAACGGCCGGCCCAUGCCUGGGGGGCCACCUGCUCCGCCGCCCCCACCGCCUCCCCUCCCGCCCCCUGGGCCCCCGCAGAUGCCGCCUCCGAUGCACGAGCCCCUCUCGCCGCAGCAGCUGCAGCAGCAGCAGGACAUGUACAAGAAGAUCCCCUCCCUCUUUGAGAUUGUGGUGAGGCCCACCGGCCAGCUGGCGGAGAAGCUGGGUGUGAGGUACGUGCCACCUUCCCUCCAGCGCGUACGGGGAUCUGGUGAGGGGCAAGGAAGGGGAGUGCGCCUGGGGCUUCCCCCUCCCUCUUGGUGGCAGCCAAAGUGCUUCAGGUCCAGGCCUGGGUGUGGUGGGUGGUAGGGGGCUGACUCUUCUUUCCAGGCUACGCUCCUCCUCCAUGUCCUGCUGCCUGGCAGGUUUGGCUUGACCUGCCUCACCCCGUGCUGAAGUGAGCCGCCUCUGAAAAGGCUCCUUUUCUUCUUCUUCCUCCUCUUCGGCCAUUUUGCUGACCCUCGCUGCGUUCAUUCCUCUAGGCACCCAGGCAUGUCUCCGCCUAUGUUCCCUGGGCAUCCCGACAUGCCCCCGGACAUGCCCCCCGACAUGCUUCCUGACAUGUGCCCUGACAUGUGUCCCGACAUGCCCAUGGGCCCCGGCAUGAACCCUGGUCCUCCCAUGGGCCCCGGGCCCCCAAUGAUGCCCUUUGGGCCCGAGGAGAUGCCCCCUGGCCCACCAGCACCCGACUUCUAUGACGGCUUCUACCCGCAUCCAGAAGGCUUGGAGAUGGACCCCAACCUGAUGGGUGGCCCAGGUACUUGAUCCUUCCUUUUAACUCAUUUAUAUCCUGUCCUCCUUCCCUCCCUCCCUCUCUUCCAAAGGAGCCCAGUGGCAAAACAAUACCAAGUGUUUACUCAUUUAAAAAUAGCAGUUAAAAAUAGGUGCAUGUCAGCGGUGUGGCUAAAGAGAAGCUGUGGGCAGCAGGCCUAUUAUUAUUAUUAUUAUUAUUAUUAUUAUUCUAUACCCCACCUUUUCCCCCUAUGGAACUCAAGGCAGCUUAGGUUUGAAAACGAGACUCGCUAGAGCGGGUGGCACUGUGGUCUAAACCACUGAGCCUCUUGGGCUUCCUGGUAGGAAGGUCAGCGGUUUGAAUCUCUGCAACGGGGUGAGCUCCUGUGGCUGUCCCAGCUCCUGCCAACCUAGCUGUUUGAAAGCAUGCCAGCGCAAGUAGAUAAAUAGGUACUGCUGCGGUGGGAAGGUAAACGGCGUUUCCGUGUGCUCUGGCACUCAUCACGGUCCUCCGUGUGUCAGUAGCGGUUUAGUCCUGCUGGCCACAUGACCCGGAAAGCUGUCUGUGGACAAACGCCGGCUCCCUCGGCCUGAAAGCGAGAUGAGCGCCGCAACCCCAUAGUCGCCUUUGACUGGACUUAACUGUCCAGGGGGCCUUUAUCUUGUUUUACCUUACCCCACAUUUUCCCCUUAUGGGACUCAAGGCAGCUUCCGUAUGAAAACAAGACCGUUGGACUACAACUCCCAUCAUCCCUGACCACUGGUCAUGCUGGCUAGGCAUGAUGGGAGUUGCAGUCCAACAACAUCUGGGGACCCACAGGUUGAGAAAUGCUGCGCUAGAGCAUUGAGUCCAAUGGGCCCUUUGGCCCCUGCAGCGGCCCAGUGCCCCCAGGGCCACAGUCUGCUGGGAGGCGGCCGCUCCUGGAGGCUCCUCCGUCCCCAGCAUGGCUGUGCUUGCUCUCCCCGCCCUUGUUUCUCACGGCCUCCUUGCCUGCGCUUUCCCUGACAGAGGGCUACGGGAACUACGAUGAGAUGGACGAGCUGCCCGGGGAAAACAUCUUCCCCGACCCUUCCUUGGAGCCAGACCCCUUCUGCGACGGAGGGAUGCCCAGACUGCAGAAGCCUCCCACCAACGUCCCCGACUUCCUGCCGUCCACGCAGCGGGCUCUGUACCUGCGCAUCCAGCACAAGCAGCAGGAGGAGGAAGAGAGGGCUCGGCGGCACGCGGAAGGCUACAAGCCGGAUCGGGAGCACGAGGAAGGCAAGUGGCUCUGGCAGCCCCCGACUCCACGCUUGUUGGAGUGGCAGCUCUAGUUCUUGGAGUGGCCAAGCCGCUCUCGUCGUUCAGACUGGCUGCCUUGGUGUCCUCCUAGAUCAGAGGUUGGGAAGUGGACCCCCCAGAACCCCCUCCCUCCAUGGACCACUUUCACAGUUGGGCAGGGCUGCCUACCUGUCAGUCACCUCUUGUCAUAGGGCGGCAGGUGACUCAGCUUCAAACCUGCAGCUUGCAAAGGAAAAACCAGGCACUCACCUAAGUCGUCGCCCCCCCCCCCCCCGCCUUCUGAGUCUUCCUUCUUUGCCUGUGGCAGAAUUUGAGACUUUUUGAAUUUGAUGCUUUUUUCUGCAGGUUUAUCUGCCCCGCCCCACCCUGUCACAUGACCUCAGGUGAUGAGCAGGGGGCCAUGGGUGGGGCCAGAGGUUGCCCAUCCCUCUCCUAGAGCCCCUCCCCCUGGGGUUCUUGAGCUGCAGCUGGUGAGAAGGAAGUGGUCUCUUCAUUUAGGCUGAGGACACAGUCACCUGCCAUUCAUGAUGGAGUCUGGCAUAGUCCAGAGCCCCAACUGACCUCUAAAGCUUGGGUGAUGCAUGUCUCAGAGACAGACAGAGAGGCAGACCUUUUGCUUGGGGUGGCAGUUUGCAUUUAAUGUUGCCUUAAGCGCUUCGGCCAGGCGAGGUUUGCGUUUUGCAGUUUCAAGUAUCUGUCAGUUAUCCCUGAUUUGGGGGAUACUAUACCCAGGAGUGAUACUCCAGCUUUGCCUCGUUACUCAUUCUAUUGCCCCUUCUCUCUGCCGCCCCCCCAGGUGAUACUGGCAAUUGGUACUCCAGCGACGAGGACGAUGGCAGCAGCAGUGUUAGCUCCAUCCUGAAGACUCUGCGGCAGCAAAGUUCCAGCCGACCCCAUGAAGACUCUCCCAGUGGCACUGGCCCCGCCUUGGGCAGGAGCGACCCUCGCCUCCAGAAAAGCCAGCCCCCGGGAAGCGGCCGGCCAGCAGACCCUCGCCUCCUGCGUGACCCCAGGCUUUCUCGAGGUGUGGAGCCUUCCGCUCCGCCCGGUGCGGGGGACGCAGGGCCCACAGAUCCCAGGCUGGCGCGGCACAUUCCCCCCUCUGCCCCUAAAGCAGACGCUCUGCAUUCCAGCCCCUCGGUUGGGCAGAAGGGCGUUCCGGUUCCGGAAGAGGAGGAAGGGGAGAGGGCGCUGAGGGACAAGCCGGUCACGAUUCCCCUGGAUGCUCUGCCAAACCACACCCUGAGGGACCCUCGGGGUCAGCUGCAGCAGUUCAGCCACAUCAAGAAAGACAUUGUCCUGGUCAUGCCCGGUUUUGCCCGCAUGGUCCUGUGGAGCCCUGAGGACCUCAUCCCGCUGCCUGUCCCCAAGCAGGAGUUUGUUCCCGUCCCGGCGGCUCUGCAGGCUCUGCCUGGUCUGGAUCCACGCCUGAACCGGCCUCAGAACUCCACCGGCCUCUCCGACCCCAGGCAGCGGGCGGCAGCCCCAGCAGAAGCCUCGGCCGGCUCUGGCUCCAGCCUCCCGGACUUUGAGCUGCUCUCGAGGAUAUUGAAGACCGUCAACGCAGCAGGCAGCCCAACCCCCAGCGACAAGCCAAGCGACCCCCGGAUGCGCAAAGCCCCUGCUGACCCCCGGCUGCAAAAGGCUUCUGAGCCGGCGCCCUCGGCGCCCUCCAAGCCAACGGAGGCCGCCAGCACGUCGGCAGCUGGCCCUGCGGCCUCCUCAGAGGCAGCCCCCAGCAUCGCCCCCUACGACCCCCGGCUGCUGACGGCGGGGGGGCUGAGCAGAGGCACCGGCCAGAGCAGCGUCCUGAGCGGGAUCAGCCUCUACGACCCAAGGACUCCGGGCUCAGGCGGCAAGGCUGCGGAGCCAGCUGGGGAGGGCAGCCCGGCGGCCAAGGGCUCCGACGGCGGCGGCAGUAGCAAUAGCAAAGGCAGCGCCAGAGGGAAGGAGCCCUUGUUUGUUCGCCGGUCGGCCCUGGACCAGCUGGAAGCGGAGAAGCCCAGUGCAGAACCGUCAACCGACAGGUACAACAGCUACAACCGGCCACGGCCCAAGGCCGCCGCCGCCGCCGCCACCUCGGCCACCACUGCCGCCACCACCACCGCGCCUGCUGCCACAGAGACUGCCGCACAGCCCGGCAUCCACAACCUUCCGGUGCCCCCCGUCUAUGGCAUGGUGAAGCAGGCGGCCAAGUCUGGGGCAGGCAGCCCCUUUGCUGGAAACAGCCCUGCGCAGGAGGGGGACCCGCAGGAUGCCGGCUCCUUAAAGGAUGUUUUUAAAGGCUUUGACCCCACAGCCUCCCCGUUCUGCCAGUAGUAUUAAAGACUUGCCCCUGCAGCCUUGUGCCCGAGAGAAGCAGCAGUGUUCGAAACUUGUUCUCUUCUUUUCCUUUUAUUCCAUUAAUCCACCCCCCUCCAUCCCAGCCAUAUAACUUGUAUAUACAUCCUUUGGGUUUUGCUCAGUGCUGUAGCGUGUAAUAUCCAAGCUGCAUUGUAAACAAGUAAUCAGAGUAUCUUAAGUAGUACUAGCCAGUAUUGUCUGAUGCCCUGGGCCUUUGUUUGAGGCUCACCUGAAAUCAUUCAUUGUCUUCAAAUCUUCUUUGGAAACCUGGGCCAGCAAUCCCUCCAGCCCUUAGCCUUCCUUUGCACAGUGGGCUACGUCCGAACCCCUCCUGCUCCUCCUCCUCCUCCUCCUCUUCAGGUGUUCUCUGUGGGGUGGAGGAGAGGCUGGGGAGAGAAAGGUGGUUCUUUCCUGUUGCGUAAAGGGAUGAUGCUGUCAGCCAUGCUGAUCUGUAGAAUAUAUGUAUCUUCAUUUCUUAGCUGUAACAAAAUAAGUGUAUCAUAGCCUUUUUUUAAGAAGAAGAAGAAAAAUCUAGUGCGGUGAAAAUUACCAUGGAGAAAUAACCAUGUUGGAUUAUUUUUGUAAUUGUGUUGGAUUUUAAGUACUUGUUUGCCAUUUCCUGGAGGUUGCUGGAUCCAGAUCCAGCUGAACUAGAACAGGGCGCUACAUCUGGGGUGUUGGGGCGGCCUCUCAAAAAAAGUGAUGCUUUCUACCAAAACAGAAUUUGUAGUAUUGAAAUUAAAUUAUUAAUAUCCCUUUGAUUCCACUUGUCUGUCUUCUGCACUUGUCUUAAUAAGCAGGCACUGCCAGGGCUCCCAAAUGGCCUGUAGAUUAUGUAGCUCCUAUGAGAACAGGCAGUUUCGCAGGCCGUCUUAGGGAGGUGGAACGGGGCAACUGUAGAGCAGGCCAGGGCCCAGAGGCUCGGCUGGAGAGCAGGUUCGCUUAAAAUCCAGCCUGAAUAACUGGAGAUUCCACGUGGCUUUAGAAGUGGAAACGUUGCUGAAGGUGGAGAGUCUUUUGGAAGCAUCAGAAGAGCAGCUGUCUGGCGUUGGUGCUUCAGAAGCAGCUGAUGAGGACCAGGAGCAAGAACCAGAGAUUGCAACGUCUGUUCUUGAGAGCUCAUCACAGUCACCUUGCCUGCUGGCUGUUUUAAAGCCCAGCCAGAAUCUCUUCUCAAAGGGAAGAGGAGUUUGGGGCCUGCACUUGCUUCGUAGCCCCCCUGCCCUGCAUAGUACUACUGCCUCUCCCCUGCCAGCAUCGUGAGGUUGGCAUCUCAUCGUCUUUGUGUUAAAGCACACAAAGCUGUUUGGCCUGAUCCUGUAAGCGCCUGCUGCCUCUUGGCAGCCUCCUUCAGGUGGGGCUGCUGCUCUUCGUCGUCUUCCUUCUCACUUGUCCAUCUGCACUUGAAGGCAGGAGAGAGACUGGAUGCUCGCCUGGAAAAAGUAUUUCUGAACAGCAAGGGUAUUUCGCAGCUAUUUGCAGUGUUCUGAAAAACAUGAGCUCUGUCAGCUCAGCAGAGACGAGGUGCUUGUGCCCUUUCUGUGCAAGGAACCUACCCAGAAAACAAAGAGGCAGCCGAGGCUUCCCCUCUGCCUUGACUGAGUCUGUCCUAGCGACCCAGCGUGGUCAAGGAAGCAUCCUGCAACCAUGCUCAGCACACAGCAUCCCCAAAGAUUUGGAACAGGUUGGUCUCUCCCCCUGCGUGGAGGUCAUAGUCUUGAGUGGUGAAGGCGGUAAACACCGUGAGCGGAGUGUGUCUUAGCUGAAACUGACUAGCUGUAAGAAGGUCUUCUCUCUCUACCGUGUAGUAUCUAUGUAUGAGAAGUGGUGGGGUGUCUUUCAUUCGGAGAAAAAGGUAUUUAGGGUUGGGAAAACAGCUUUAAGGCAUUUGCAUUGCUGGGAACGUUGUGGGUGCUGAACUUGGCAGUGUUUACUUUAAAAGGGGCCAUCAGGACACCUUGAAAGGUUGGUCGUUCCCCCAGACCUGUGCCGCUGCAAAUCCUCCUGUUUCAGGCACAUUCAUUUAAUGGAGAUGUGGUUUGGCUCUUACCCGGGAGCAUAAAAGCCGCAGUGUAUUGGAGGAACUGGUUUAAGAAUAGGAGGGACGUGUUCCAUCUCAUUCCAAACUUAAACCAGUUUUCCUCAGUGAAAGCUGAGACGGUUAAGCCAAUUGUCCGUUCUACAAACUUAGCAACCGUUUCACCGUUCUGACUCUAUGCACAAGCAUUGAGGUCUAGCUGCUGUAGGUCCUGCGGGAGGGACAGUGAACUAGAACAAAAUUCUCAGCAGCCUCCCCAAACUAUCAUUUCCAGGGCUCCUUGGUGCAGCUAUAGCUCUCAAACUGGUGUAAAGUUUUUGAGUGUAACUUUAACCGGGGAGGUUCUUUGUGAAGUAUUCUGUCUUGCGUGCUUAUUUAGAUAGAGAUGCUCAGUGACAUUUGUAUAAAAAAAACUGAUCUUUUGUAAAAACUGUAAAAUCACUUCAAUAGACACAAAUGGCAAAAAAAUUAAUUGAUGAAAUUGGUCAUCUACCAGAGCUUUAUAAACAUGCUAUAAAAUGUAAAUACUAUUUGAAAUGGGGUUUGUAUAUAUUGUACCGGUAUUUUUACAGUGAAUCUUUGGUUGCAUGGCUCUCUACUUUCUUUUGUAUCACACAUUUGUCUUCCAACAAUGUCAUCCAGACUCAAGUCUCCUAUCAUUGUACUGCUGACAUUAAAUGAUGCAGUGAUUUUAAAGGCU